UCAAGUGAAAAUAAUCAGAGACAUAGAAUAUAAUGGACGAAAGUGGAACACUGGAAGACAAGCUUCUUGGGAGAGAGAGUAAAGAUGUUAAUAAGGACUUGAAACUAAGAGUUUGGAAUGAAUCAAAGAAACUCUGGAGGAUUGCAUCUCCUGCUAUAAUCACAAGAAUAACAACUUAUGGAAUACUGGUGGCUACACAAUCAUUUAUGGGACAUAUUGGUGAAACAGAGUUGGCUUCCUAUGCUGUCAUCCAAAUCUUUCUUGUACGAUUUGCAAAUGGAAUAGUGUUUGGAAUGUCAAGUGCUCUAGAAACAUUAUGUGGCCAAGCAUUUGGAGCAAAGCAGUACCACAUGAUGGGCAUCUAUUUACAAAGAUCAUGGAUAGUUGUUCUUUGUAGUUCAGCCAUUUUGCUCCCUGUUUUCAUCUUCACUUCACCACUUUUAAGGCUAAUUGGACAGGAAGAAGAAUUAUCAGAAGUAGCAGGAAAAAUUAGCAUUUGGUUUAUACCUAUUUUGUACUAUUUUGUCUUUUCAAUGACAAUGCAGAAGUUCUUACAAGCUCAACUAAAGAACAUAAUUAUUGGAUGGUUAUCUUCUGCAUCCUUUGUGAUUCACUUGAUCUUAUCUUGGCUUUUUGUCUACAAAUUAAGCUUGGGGAUACCUGGUGCCAUGGGUGCAAUGAUCAUCUCCACAUGGACAAUGGUCAUUGGGGAAUUCGUGUAUAUCUUUGGAGGUUGGUGCCCUGAAUCAUGGACAGGAUUUUCUAUGAGUGCAUUUACUGACAUUUGGCCUGUUGCCAAGCUCUCUUUAUCCUCUGGUGUGAUGAUUUGCUUAGAGCUAUGGUACAAUGCAGUGCUAGUAUUAUUUGCAGGCUACAUGAAGAAUGCUACCAUUGCCAUAUCUGCCUUUUCUAUCUGCCUCAACAUCAGUACUUGGCAGCUUAUGAUAUGCAUAGGUUUCUUGUCUGCAGCUAGUGUGCGGGUUGCAAAUGAAUUGGGGAGGGGAGAUGCAGAAGCUGCAAAAUUUUCCAUUAUUGUCAACUUAAGUACUACAGUCUCUCUUGGUGUGGUAUUUUCGGUUCUGUUUUUGGUAUUUAAUCAUGUCAUAGCCUAUGCAUUUACAAGCAGCACAGAGGUGGCCAAAGCUGUGUCAAGCCUUGCUAGUUUACUUUCUUUGGCUGCCUUGCUUAAUAGCAUUCAGCCAGUGCUCUCAGGGGUGGCUGUUGGUGCUGGUUAUCAAACUGUGGUAGCAUAUGUCAACCUUGGGUGCUACUAUCUGGCAGGGAUUCCUAUAGGCUUGUUGCUUGGUUAUGUUGCAAAGCUUGAAGCUAUGGGUAUCUGGAUUGGAAUGCUUUGCGGGAUUGCAUUGCAAACACUAGUGCUUCUUUGGAUCACUUGGAGAACUGAUUGGAAUGCUCAGGUGGAAAGGGCAUCACAACGUCUAAACAAAUGGCUUUUAGCACCUUCUGAAGAGAAAACAAGCCAUGCUUCAAGCGACGAUCGCUUGGUGUAAUGGUAAAAAGCUCAGGCUGGCAGCAUGAAGACAAGGUUCAAGACUUUUAUUAUACUGGCAGAGGUUCAAGUUUGAGGGAUGCCAUUUUGGGCAAAAAAUGCAGAAGAUAGGACAUGACCUCUCCCCUUGAGGAAAAAGCAAAAAGGUUCUUUGAUUAUGGUGAACUUUUUUGGUUCAUUUAGCAAAGGUUGUUUGAUUAUAGUGAUGGGAAAUAACAGUGAAGAAAGAAUAUUAUUUGAAAAUUUCUCCUAUAAGAGAUGCAAUUGGGUCCUUGGUUAUCAGUUUAACUUGUGGGCUAAUUUGGGUUAGUCUGGUAAAUAAGUAAAUUCUAAAAAAUAUUUA
Telopea speciosissima is the source of this 1853-nucleotide messenger RNA. RefSeq names its product protein DETOXIFICATION 24-like. The coding region runs from base 33 to 1511 and encodes 492 amino acids. Gene Ontology annotation, molecular function: antiporter activity; xenobiotic transmembrane transporter activity. The transcript has 9 exons. Gene Ontology annotation, biological process: xenobiotic detoxification by transmembrane export across the plasma membrane. The record is from RefSeq and is a predicted model, not a curated record. Lineage: Eukaryota; Viridiplantae; Streptophyta; Magnoliopsida; Proteales; Proteaceae. Gene Ontology annotation, cellular component: membrane.